AUGGUACUAAAUGGUAGCGAGACUGUGUCCGUAGUUUCUACAACGGCUACUGUAAAUGGGACAGGAAGUUUAUCUGAUGGACUUGAUUGGCCUUACAUAACACUGACCGCUAUAGUAUCAUCUCUGUCAAUAUUCGGAGGACUGGGUAUAACAUUUAUUUACGUGUUAUAUAAAGAUCUACGAACACCUGGUAGACGACUAUUGGUGUACCUAUCACUAAUGGACGCGCUGACGGCUUUCGGGAAUAUUCUUGGAGUAAUAUGGCUGAUACAUCGUGACAGCUCUGUCAUUCAUAAAAGUAUGGCCUACUGUAAGAUACAGAGUGGCAUGACUAUUUAUUCUAGUAUCAGUUCGUUUUCAUGGACAGUCAUAAUGGGUUUAAGCUUGGUAUUUAGUAUUGUAAGGUCGUCACCGUCAUUUGCGUCCAAAUACAUGAAACUGUUCCAUAUUAUCAGCUGGAUUUUACCAGCUACGAUUACUAUCAUCGCUCUGUCAACCAACAUACUAGGAUAUGAUACGACUCUCGACCAACCAAGUUGGUGUUGGAUUGACCCACGAGUACCACAUGCUUUAUUUUGGCAAUUUUUCACUGGGAAAUUUUGGGAGAUAUGCACAUAUAUUGCGACUGUUGUACUGUAUUCAAUGGUAAAAGUCUUCUUGUGGAGAAAGGCAAGUCCAGUUAUAAUACAUACAAAGAAAACUCGGAAAGCAGCACUACAGGAAGCCAACUUGAAACUGACCUUUGUACCUGUCGUAUUUAUAGUAUUUAGAUUUUGGGGUACCCUUAGAUUUCUGCUGGGAUUUUUUGCUCACGACUAUGCCAGUUCUGGAGAUUCAAGAUGGAUUGCCAUACUACAAGGGAUCGGAGACAGUAUUCAAGGUUUUGCCAACUUUGUGUUUUACGUUUGUUUAACGGAACAAGUAAGAAAGCGAAUAUUUUCUUCAAUUCGACGUAAAAAACCUGAUACACAGACUAUAUUCUCGGAGACUGGUCCUUCACAUUCCAGGGUUGGAACAGUCCAAACAGAGCAUUGUAAUAAUUCCAUAAAACCACAAUAAACGUUUGGUAAACAAUGUAACUAGUUAACAUUUCCAUCAAGUCGAUCCUAUUUGUCUGUUGUGUGUAUUGUAUGCAGGUGCACAGAAGUAAGCGACACCGUACAACGUCAGCGGAAUGAAGAUUGCUAGUAGUAGAAAACUCCACUCUAGGAUAAUAGCCGUAUAAGACAAAUAAUAGCCUACUUGACAUGUUAAUUUUUCUGGAAAACUGUUAACCUUAUAAUAUAAUAUCACAGCACCUGAAAAACAAAGGGCUGAUUAUGUAAAUAAGUGUAGCAAAAUAAAAUUUAUUAAUUUUUAA
Messenger RNA from Mytilus californianus (California mussel), 1360 nucleotides. RefSeq names its product G-protein coupled receptor 157-like. Gene Ontology annotation, cellular component: plasma membrane. Bases 1 to 1059 code for a protein of 352 amino acids. NCBI's taxonomy places the organism in Eukaryota, Metazoa, Mollusca, Bivalvia, Mytilida, Mytilidae. The record is from RefSeq and is a predicted model, not a curated record. Gene Ontology annotation, molecular function: G protein-coupled receptor activity. Gene Ontology annotation, biological process: cell surface receptor signaling pathway; adenylate cyclase-activating G protein-coupled receptor signaling pathway. The transcript has 4 exons.